AAAUAUAUAUGCUCUUUGUCUUUGCUCUUUGGCGGCGGUGCAUACUGAUAUUGAGUUUGUUUUUGAUUUACUGGAUGGUGGACUUAUCGUGCCUGUGAGCUCAGUAUUGCGAUUUCUGUCCUGAGAAGCUGUUCGCGACAAUGUCUGGAUAUAGGAAUAAUAACCGAAGAAAGCGGCUACGGUCUCGCUGGCAAAGAACCACAACGUUGUUAUCUAACAUGAUUAACACUAUAUCCACGAGUUUGCUAGACCGUAUAAAUGGUUUUCGUUCAUUUAAUGCAAAACAUCCACCAAAUCAUAAUUCACUCUUUGAGUCUGAUCAAUCCUCCGAGACUGAUGAUUGUAGAUCACCACCACAAAAAAGGAGAUGCAACAACAGAAUUUCUCAACCUGCACUUCAUUCACCACAUAGCAAUAAUGGAACUAGAGUAGUGGAAAUUAUAGACACAGAUAGUGAAAGUGAUGGCCCCACGGAAAUUCCACGCAGACAAGGAUAUUGGCAACAAAUUGACAAGAGGAUAAUGUUUUUGUGCAUAUUUGAGCUAGUUGUUAUGCAUCUGGAUUUACAUGUUGAUUGUACAAACAGAGCUACAAACAUAAAUGAAAAGCCUAGUUCGAGUGGUGCUUAUCCGUCAAUAUCUUCAACCAGUUCUUUGCAGGACAGCAGGAGAGUUAGAUCGUUGUUAAGACCUGCAAGAUUAAUAUUUGAUGAUACAAAUAAUAUGUACCAGUCCUCGAAGAACUUGGGAAAUACACAACAGGCUCAAAAUGAUACUUAUGUUCGAAAUACGCCAUUAGAAAACAUAACUCUCAGAGGGGUUGUAAAAGCGCAAGACCCUGGACCAUCGAGAAGUAAUAAAAAUCAUCACAAAACUAGAGCCGUGGUUACAAGACAGACUCCUUAUUGUAUUCCGCGAUACAGAAGCAGUUUUAGUUCUGGAACAACUCCUAGCGCAAUAAGGUCACGGCGUAGAGCAGUUGAAAAUGCUUCGCCGAUCGAAAUCGGGUCAUCGUCAUCGGAUCUGAUAAUUGUAGAAAUGGAUAGGGAAGUGUCAAACCAGGCAGUGCCAAGAGACACCAUGUUUAUGCAACCUGAAAUUAUUGAUAAUUGUCCAGAGAAACAUCCCAGACAAGUUUCUUCAAAUAUAACUUUAGGAAAUCCUUCAUCGACACAAAAUGAAUCUGAUCAAUUUAACGAGUUAAUAAUGGCCAAUCAUGACAAAUGGGAAUGUGCUACAUGUAUUGGACUAAACGAGCGGACCACUACUAUAUGCUUUUGUUGCGGUAGCCUUGCACUAAACGCAAAUAUUGACUGUGGAGUUUCAGCAACCGCGGUCCAUGGAGAGCCAACCCAAUGCCCAGGGAGUAAUGGACCAGUUAAUAUUUAUGCAGGCUUUGGGUGCUGCAACCGACGCAGCCCACUCUUUACACAUUGAGUGGCAACCAAAGUGGGUUACAAUUUAGCACGGAAAGUUCCGACAAUCAACAGGAACAUGAAAAAAGUAUUGUGGAGGAACAUUAAGUGUUAAGAGACAUUUUAUAUGUUAUACUAUUAGUAGAGAUGAUGAAUAUGUCAUAAAGAGGGAAUAUUUGCAUGCUUUUGAUUAUUUUCUUAAAUUGCAUGCGAAUGAUUCAAUAAACCGCAUGUUUUUUUUAAUAUCCAAUAAAAAUUAUUUAAAAUUCAUAAUAAAACUAUAU
Molecule: messenger RNA, 1698 nt
Organism: Papilio polytes (common Mormon)
Lineage: Eukaryota; Metazoa; Arthropoda; Insecta; Lepidoptera; Papilionidae
Exons: 11
Coding region: 141-1436 (431 amino acids)
Source: RefSeq, a predicted model, not a curated record